AUCAACACUUGUUUACUUUUUGUGUCGAAGCGGGACGCACAUUCGCCAAGGGAGUCAACUUUUCUUCAUUUUCAUUCUGGUUUUCUUUGAUCUUUUAUACAAUGGCAGAACGUCCAGAGGAUCUCAACCUACCAAAUGCCGUCAUCACACGUAUCAUAAAAGACUCACUGCCAGAUGGCGUAGCUGUGGCUAAAGAGGCUCGUAGUGCCAUUGCAAAGGCAGCGUCAGUUUUCGUCUUGUAUACCACAUCUACAGCAAACAGUUUAGCACAGAAGAAUAAAAAGAAGACUGUCAGUGCACAAGAUGUCUUUAAUGCUAUGAAAGAAAUGGAGUUUGAAAAAUUUAUAGAGCCUUUGCAAGAAAGUUUAGAAGUCCACAGAAAGUCUCAGCAGAACAAGAAGGAGCAGAAAGAGGCCAAGGCGAAGGCAAAGAAAGCAGAAGAGGAGAAGACUCCGGACAUGCCAGAGGAAGAAUCCUCAGAGUGCUUAGGGAAAGUCAAGAAGCUGAAAAGAAACAAAGGGAAGAUAAAGCUAAAUCUUAGGAAGAAAAUGAAGAAGAGAAAGCGAGCUUCAUGAACGAAAGGUCCUUAGAGGUUACUGCAUGUCAAAGGUAUUUGACAUGCAGUACUUUCAGUCUGCCCUUCAUUAUGGCAACGAACUGUGCUUAUACGAUGUGACUUUUGUUCGAGUUGUGUGUCUUCUGUGAUUUAUUAAAUAAUGUGCACCACAUGUUUACACAGAUUGAUCAAGCCUAAAUACUGUGACCCAGUUAUGCAUUUAAUACUCUUUGUAUGUCAAAGGUGACUAUUUCACGUGUAACUUUUGAGAUAAAGUGGGUUUUACAGUAAAAUGACAUCUACAUGCAACA
Messenger RNA from Penaeus vannamei (Pacific white shrimp), 867 nucleotides. RefSeq names its product DNA polymerase epsilon subunit 3 Chrac-14 (gene Chrac-14). NCBI's taxonomy places the organism in Eukaryota, Metazoa, Arthropoda, Malacostraca, Decapoda, Penaeidae. The record is from RefSeq and is a predicted model, not a curated record. Gene Ontology annotation, cellular component: CHRAC; epsilon DNA polymerase complex. Gene Ontology annotation, biological process: DNA damage response; heterochromatin formation; leading strand elongation. Gene Ontology annotation, molecular function: chromatin DNA binding; protein heterodimerization activity.